AUUGGUGAUUGGCCUAUUGGAGUGGAGUUGUACCACGUGGUCAGGUACUGCACACUCUCGCGUCCAUGAAUCUCCUCAGCAGCUUCCCGCCUCCCGCUGAAGGAGUCCGACGGCUACAGCCCGGGACUGAGGCUGUGGUUGGCGGCAGGGGGCUCGGCGCUGGAACCCUGUAUAUUGCGGAAAGCCGCCUGUCGUGGCUGAACAGUUCCGGGCUUGGUUUCUCAUUAGAGUAUCCAUCAAUCAGUCUCCAUGCAAUCUCCAGGGACACGGCCGCUUAUCCUGAGGAGCAUCUCUACGUCAUGGUCAACUCCAAGCUCGGAGACAAAGAAGACAAGGAAGCUCCUAUGGCCGAUCAGGAGGAAGAAGAGAGUGAAGAUGAUGACGACGAAGAACCGAUUACAGAAAUACGUUUUGUUCCUGCAGAGAAAUCAGAUUUAGGAGAGAUGUUUUCAGCAAUGUGUGAUUGUCAGGCCCUCCAUCCUGACCCAGAAGACGCAGACUCUGACGAUGACUUUGAAGGAGACGAGUACGAUGUUGAAGCUCAUGAGCAAGGACAGGGCGAUGUUCCCACGUUUUACACUUAUGAAGAAGGCUUGUCUCGCCUAACCACAGAAGGCCAGGCCACACUGGAGAGGUUAGAGAACAUGUUGGGCAACUCUAUAGGCAAUCAGCACACCAUGGCUGGAGUACGGACUGAGGGAUCUGGCCUAGAACCUGAAGAUGGAAUGGAUGUGGAAACUGCUCCGACAGUGGCUGGCCAGUUUGAAGAUGCAGAUGUUGACCACUGACCCAUGACUACAGAAAGGUGUCAUUUCCACACCCAAGACUGACCAACUUACUGAUGAUUCCAAGUUCAGAGAUGCUUGGACUUCGGCUGUGUGAUAUCUGCCAAUAACAGCCCUAGUUCUUUUUCCCUAAGGCCAUUUAAAAAAAAAAAAA
This is a messenger RNA of Xenopus laevis (African clawed frog), 939 nucleotides long. It is a transcript of the gene clns1a.L, whose product is annotated as chloride channel, nucleotide-sensitive, 1A L homeolog. Gene Ontology annotation, cellular component: pICln-Sm protein complex; nucleus; spliceosomal complex. Gene Ontology annotation, biological process: chloride transport; cell volume homeostasis; mRNA cis splicing, via spliceosome. The record is from RefSeq and is marked provisional. NCBI's taxonomy places the organism in Eukaryota, Metazoa, Chordata, Amphibia, Anura, Pipidae.